AUAGCGCCACUCGUGCGCUGGCGGAGCCCCAGCGCCCCGCCCCUCGCGGUUACUUUGACAACACAAAGGACUUCACGGAACUCGCAGGCGCCGCCUACCUUUCCAAAUAAGGGCAGCCGCUCCAUGUACGGCAAACAAUCGGUGCGAGAUUGCCCUUUUCUCUUCCUUAUCCCGUUUAUAUGAUCGGAGAGGAACUGCGCUUCAGGUUGGAAGCGGUGCGAUCAUGGCCGAGCGAGUCCAGCAGCCCCCAGCCAAGCGGCUCUGCUGCCGGCCCGGCUACAACCCGGCAUGCAGGCAGGGGCAGCGGGCUGGAGGAGUCCUGUGUGGCGGCGCGGGGUCCGCUCCGGGAGGGUCGGGGAACGGAAAAACGCACAACCCGGAGUCGCUGCUCGACAUCGCGGCGCGCAGGGUCGCGGAGAAGUGGCCGUUUCAGCGGGUGGAGGAGCGAUUCGAGCGGAUCCCGGAGCCCGUGCAGCGGCGGAUCGUAUACUGGUCGUUUCCGAGGAGCGAGAAGGAGAUCUGUAUGUACUCCUCGUUCAACGCCGGGGGAGAGGAGAGUGGAACUAGCGGGGACAAUACUGACGAGACCCAGCUGCCUUUCCUGCGCGGUGUCACUCUGCUGGAGGGCGGCUGGGUGGACAACGUAUUGCAAGUCGGAUUCCAUCUGAGCGGGACAGUGACGGACCCCGCGACCCCCUCGUCCCCAGAGCUCGUGUGCAGCGUGAGCGUCAGCUUCGACCGCUGCAAGAUCACGGCAGUAACGUGCACCUGCGGAAACAAAGACAUCUUCUACUGUGCCCAUGUAGUGGCGCUGUCGCUUUACAGAGUACGGAAGCCCGAGCAGGUCAAACUGCACCUGCCCAUCUCAGAAACCCUGUUCCAGAUGAGCAGGGACCAGCUGCAGAAGUUCGUCCAGUAUCUGAUAUCGGUCCACCACACAGAGGUGCUGCCCACUGCACAGAAACUGGCCGACGAGAUUCUGUCACAGAACUCAGAGAUCAACCAGGUCCAUGGGGCCCCGGACCCCACAGCAGGAGCCAGUGUGGACGAUGAGAACUGCUGGCACCUGGAUGAGGAGCAGGUUCAGGAGCAAGUCAAGCUUUUCCUUUCCCAGGGAGGAUACCACGGCUCCGGCAAGCAGCUCAACCUGCUCUUCAGCAAGGUGAGGGAGAUGCUGAAGAUGCGUGACUCCAACGGAGCGAGGAUGUUAACACUGAUCACAGAGCAGUUCAUGGCCGACCCACGGCUGGCACUGUGGAGACAGCAGGGCACCACCAUGACCGACAAGUACAGACAGCUCUGGGAUGAGUUGGGUGCCCUGUGGAUGUGCAUCGUACUGAACCCCCACUGUAAACCGGAGCAGAAGUCAUCGUGGCUGCGCCAGCUGCGCAGAUGGAACAGCGUGGAUGUCUGCCCUUGGGAGGAUGGUAACCACGGCAACGAGCUGCCCAACCUCACCCACUCACUGCCUCAGGGUGCCCAUGGCAACCAAGAGAUGCGUCCCCAUAGGACUGUGUUCACACGGGCCAUCGAGGCCUGUGAUCUGCACUGGCAGGACAGACACCUCCAGCACAUCAUUGCCAGUGACCUCUAUGCCAACUACUGUUACCAUGACAACCAGGAGGGUUCCCUCUUCGACUCUCGCGGUUGGCCCUUGUGGCAUGAACAUGUCCCGACGGCCUGUGCCAGGGUGGACGCACUGCGCUCACAUGGUUACCCAAGGGAAGCCCUCCGACUGGCCAUCGCCGUGGUGAACACGUUACGGCGGCAACAGCAGAGGCAGCUGGAGCACUUCCGCCGGCACAAGAAAGAGAUACUCCAUAAAGGCCACACCUCUGUUACAAACAUGGAGGGCUGGGUGGGACAUCCCCUGGAUCCCAUCGGUACCCUGUUCAGCACGCUGACAGAGUCGGGACGGACUGGGGAGGAGGGCUCCAACACGUGUUUAGACCUCUCAGACUGCUCCAGUGUUGUAAGCCGAGCAGACCUCCAGCGAAUGCCUGUGCAGCGAUUGCUCGGGGAUGGUGAAUCGUACAUGGCGCUUGCGGUGGAGACGGCUUUGAUUGGCUUAGGCCAGCAGCGGGUGAUGCCCGACGGGCUGUACGCUCAAGAAAAAGUUUGUCGCAAUGAAGAGCAGCUAUUGGCCAAGCUGCAAGAAGUGGAACUGGAUGAAUCCCUGGUCAAAAUCUUCCGCAAACAGGCCGUCUUUCUGCUAGAGGCUGGUCCAUACUCUGGCCUCGGAGAGAUCGUCCACAGAGAGAGCGUUCCCAUGCACACCUUCGCCCGUUAUCUCUUCACCUCUCUCCUACCUCAUGACGCUGAACUGGCGUACAAAAUUGCACUGAGAGCCAUGCGGUUGCCGGUGUUGGAGUCGACGGCCUCGUCUGGUGACCUGUCACGACCCCACCACAUCGUCUCGGUGGUGCCCAACCGCUACCCGCGCUGGUUCACGCUGAGCCACAUAGAGUCGCAGCAGUGUGAGCUGGCCUCCACCAUGCUCACCGCUGCCAAAGGCGACAGUCGCAGGCUGGAGACUGUCCUGGAGUCCAUCCAGAAAAACAUUCACUCCUCGUCUCACAUCUUCAAACUGGCUCAGGACGCGUUCAAGAUUGCCACUCUGAUGGACAGCCUGCCUGACAUCACACUUCUCAAAGUCUCUCUGGAGCUGGGACUGCAGGUGAUGAGAAUAACUCUGUCCACAUUAAACUGGAGGAGGAGAGAGAUGGUGCGCUGGUUAGUCACAUGUGCCACUGAAGUUGGUGUGUAUGCGCUGGACAGCAUCAUGCAGAGCUGGUUCACCCUCUUCACCCCCACCGAAGCCACCAGUAUCGUGGCCACCACUGUCAUGUCCAACAGCACUAUCGUCCGCCUCCACCUGGACUGCCACCAGCAGGAGAACCUGGCUUCAUCUGCCCGCACCCUCGCCCUCCAGUGUGCCAUGAAGGACCCCCAGAACUGCGCCCUCUCUGCUCUUACACUCUGUGAAAAGGACCACAUUGCCUUUGAGACAGCUUACCAGAUUGUACUGGACGCGGCAGCGACAGGGAUGAGCUACACGCAGCUGUUCACUAUAGCACGCUACAUGGAACACCGCGGUUACCCGAUGAGGGCGUACAAGCUGGCGACCUUAGCCAUGGCUCACCUGAACCUCAGUUACAACCAGGACACGCACCCGGCCAUCAACGAUGUGCUGUGGGCCUGCGCCCUCAGCCACUCGCUGGGGAAAAAUGAGCUGGCUGCCGUCAUCCCCCUGGUGGUCAAGAGUGUGAAGUGCGCCACCGUGCUCUCGGACAUUUUGCGGCGGUGCACGCUGACCACGCCGGGGAUGGUGUCGGCGCUGCACAGCCGCAGGAACUCUGGGAAACUGAUGUCCCUGGACAAGGCGCCACUCAGGCAGCUGCUGGAUGCAACCAUCGGGGCCUACAUCAACACCACGCACUCGCGCCUCACACACAUCAGCCCGCGCCACUACAGCGAGUUCAUUGAGUUCCUGGGGAAAGCGCGGGAGACUUUCAUGAUGGCUCAUGACGGACACAUUCAGUUCACCCAGUUCAUAGACAACCUGAAACAGAUCUACAAGGGCAAAAAGAAACUGAUGAUGCUGGUGAGGGAGAGGUUUGGCUGAGGGUGAGGCUGGGGGUCACCAGAAGCACCCCCCUCCUGACUCUAGUACUUUUCUAUUAACUUGUGUCUGCCUUUUGAACUUCUUUUGGACUUAUGAAAUAGACAAGUAAAAAAGAGGGAUGUGACCUGUAGAAUGAAGCAAAAAGAGAAAGGAAAAGAUGACAAAAAAUCAACAGAGCCACACGCGGUAUUAUUGUUCUUGCUGUUGUUAUUGUUAUAAACAUUAUUACUAUUAUUAUUAUUAUUAUUAUUAAUAAUAUUAUUACUACUAUGUGUACAGAAGUGUUUUUAUUUUUCAGAAGAGAGGAAAUUUGUCAAGUUGUGAAUGUUGUGUGUAUUUCUCUACAUGUGUGCGAGAGGAAAUUGAAAGUGAAAUGGCUUUUUUAUUUUUAUGAUUUAGAACAUGAUUUUUUCCCUUUUUUUUUUUUGGUGUAUAUUGAGUUAUAUGUUGUCAAGUGGCUGAAGCCCUUCUACAAUAGCGCUCAUGUGCAAACAAACAAACAAAAACAAAAAUGAAGAAGAAAAAAAAAUGUCUCGGCAUCCUCAAAGAGAAACUAAGGCUUUAAACCACACAGAGCACCUCCCUCUGUCCCGGGCCCUCACCGAUGGGCACUGGACGGCACUGCACAGCUCGGCACGGCACGGCUCGGCUCAGCACAGCUUGGUUUAGCACUGACAGGAAGCCGCCAUCAGCAUUUCUUCAGACACAGCAGCAGCAGCAGCAGCAGCAGCAGCAGCAGCACUUGAGCAGCCAUUAGUUUUCUCUGGGUCCCAGACAUCAGCUUCAUCACACACAACAACGCUCUUUAGCCAACUCGUGUUGUUGUUAUUGUUGUAGUCCCCCGUCCCCCCCAUAAUGAGUACCUGUUUCACCUGUUGUACAGAGGACAGUAGGCGGGCGCUACAAGUGACGGCACAUUAGACAAAGAUAAUUAGUAUUAUUGUUACAUUGAUGUAAUGUAGAGCAGCUGUGAUUUUUUUUUUUUUUUUUUUUUUAACGGCACAAAUUUGGCUAAAAUAACUGAUGUUCUGUAGUUUGAGUUUUCUAGUUGAAGCAGAUACCCAGAGGGAGACGACUACCUCAUGACACGAUACUGAACCUGCUCCCAAUUUUUAUUUUCUGUUUUGCUAUCGUGGAAUUUAUCAUCUCUGAUAGCGGACAGUGUUAAUUGAACAAGAGAAUCACUAGUGAGACCAAGGUUAUGAGGAGAAUCUGAGUCAGAUUCCUGCUGAGUGUUCCUGCGGCUCGGCUCUGCUGCACGUCACCGCCCUGGCAUCGGUACUUCUACACACACACCCCCCCCCCCCCCCCCCCCCCCAAAAGUUCCCCCAGUCCCCUCAUCUCUGCAGCCACCAUUGAAAGGUAUUUUUCGGACUAGGCCAGUGUCAUUUCCCUCUGUGCAUGUGAAUCAUAGAAAUUAGACUUUCUGCUGUUAUAGUUCGUUGUGUGGAACCUUCAGUAAUUGUCAACCAGAACGUUCUCAGGGAUUUCUCUACACAGGAAAAAGGCGGAACAAAUGAACGACUGACUACAGGAAAAAAGACAAAAACACGACCCAACAUGAGCGAGCAUUUAUUGUACUCUGUAUAUAUGCCAUAGUAUAUGUCUGAAUAUGGAGGAUCUGAAAGUAUAUGUUAACUAAUUUAUACAGAGUAUUCUAUGUAAUGUGAAAUACUUGAAGCCGCUGUAGUUUGCUCUCUCUCGCUCUCCUUCUCUUUCUCUCUUUUGUCUUCUCUUUUGUCUUUUUUUUCUUCUUUUUUCUCUUUUGUUGAAAACAGAACAUAUCAGAAGGACUAGACUGACCGCGUUGACUGGCUCUUUUUUUGGACUCACAAGGCAACAUGUGCUCAUACUUGGAUACGCUGUGUCCGAUCAGAAAUGCAGGUUGAGUCAAAUUGGUGAUGAGGGAGAAAGAAAAGAAAAAGCAUUAAUUCCUGCUGACUAAAGCACAGGAAGGGGAGGGAGGUAGACUACUUCAGGCCAUUGGACGAUAAAUGUUUGAAAACACAAUACAGGAUUUCUUGACGUACUUAAUUAUGCAUGUAAGCUGUUGUACUAGUUUUCCAUGGUGCGAAAACUAUAAUGUGCUUUACACAGGAGCUAAUUGGAGAAGAAUCUUGUUUUUAUAAGAAAAAAUCAAGUAUUAUAUGUCCGGCCUUACAUGCAUUUAAGGACGUAUCUCGGCUGAAGUAAUAUAACCCUUAUCAGAGUAACUUAAUGGUCGUGCAACUCAAUAAGACUCACAGUGAUGAAUAUGCACAGGUUCAAUCUAUCCUAGAUUAAAAGCUGAGUCUCCUCAGUUCUCUCUUCCAUUCACCACUGCAUUGCCAGUGUCUCCUCUGCAAUGUUCAGCUGUCCUCUCAUUUAAUUGCCUUUUUUUUUUUUUAAUCUUCUUCUUUAUAUCAGAUUUUUUUUUUCUCUCUGUGCAUCUUUUUCUAUAUUGUGUUGAUUAAAGAUAAAAAGCAGCCUUUUCUCUUGCCUUGUCUUAACGCUUUAAAGUAACCAAACAGGAGAUCUGUCUAACAACCAAACGCGUUCUAAGAGGUGCGAGACAACCCACCUUGGUCCCAGCUUUAGUGUCCUUAAUUAGUAAGUGAAUGGCUGUGUAACUCAUGCUUUAACAAAGCAAUUCCUCACGUGUGUUUGGUGAAAAAAAAAAAUACAUUGUCCAGUGUCUCUUGUUCUCUUCAGAAACAAUUUCCUCUGAGUCUUUCUAGCUGUUUUAUUUCAUUUUUAUUCUUUUUCUUUUUUUUUGGUUUGUGUAGGAAUCUUCUGCUCUCCCCGUUUAUUUAUUACAAUGACCCAUGUAUACAUGCUUAUGAAAUUAAGAUUUGAUACACCGAUAUCAAUUUAUUUAUGUAACUAAAUCACUGUUUUAUAAUCUUGUUAAUGAGUCAGUAAUUGAUUUUUUUUUCUUUUUUGUUUUUUUGUUUUAAUAAAAGUUAGUUUUUUGAAAUGUU
Molecule: messenger RNA, 6585 nt
Organism: Scophthalmus maximus (turbot)
Lineage: Eukaryota; Metazoa; Chordata; Actinopteri; Pleuronectiformes; Scophthalmidae
Product: zinc finger SWIM domain-containing protein 6
Exons: 14
Coding region: 224-3625 (1133 amino acids)
Cellular component (GO): Cul2-RING ubiquitin ligase complex
Molecular function (GO): zinc ion binding
Source: RefSeq, a predicted model, not a curated record